GUGUACACUGCAUCUUUCGCCUUUUUCGAAGCCCUCUGGGAGGGAGGUGUCACCCAUGUCUUUGUCAAUCUGGGAUCGGACCAUCCCUCUAUCCUCGAGGCCAUGGUGAAGGGUCAGAGGGAGAGCAAAGACCGAUUCCCCACGAUCAUUACUUGCCCCAAUGAGAUGGUCGCCCUUUCAAUGGCCGAUGGCUACGCACGCCUGACUGGAAAGCCACAAGCCGUAAUUGUCCACGUCGAUGUCGGAACACAAGGACUCGGCGCCGCCGUUCACAACGCCUCCUGCGGACGCGCUCCUGUUCUGAUCUUCGCUGGUCUUUCCCCCUACACAAUUGAAGGCGAGAUGAGAGGCUCCCGUACGGAAUAUAUCCAUUGGAUCCAAGAUGUACCCGAUCAGAAGCAGAUUGUCUCGCAGUAUUGCCGUUUCACGGGGGAAUUGAAAUCCGGCAAGAACGUAAAGCAGAUGGUGAACCGAGCACUGCAAUUCGCCACCAGUGAUCCCCAGGGACCGGUAUAUCUGCUGGGUGCGCGGGAGGUUAUGGAGGAGGAAAUUGAGCCUUAUCAGCUAAACCAGGCAAAUUGGGUGCCUGUUGCGCCAGCCGCUUUGCCCGCGUCCGGAGUCGAGUUUAUUGCAACGGAGCUAGCCGCGGCUAAGCACCCUUUGGUAGUGGUCGGCUAUACAGGCCGGAAGUCUCAGUCGGUGAGUGAGCUGGUCACAUUAGCGAAUAGCUUCAAGGGUAUCCGAGUGUUGGACACCGGCGGCAGUGAUAUGUGUUUCCCAGCCAAUCACCCAGGAUGGCUGGGUCUGCGGUACUCGGGCCAUGAUCUUGUGGGAACUGCUGAUCUAAUCCUGGUCAUUGACUGUGAUGUUCCCUGGGUUCCUACUCAGUUCAAGCCGUCCGAGUCGGCCAAGAUUGUUCACAUUGAUGUCGAUCCUCUGAAGCAGCAGAUUCCCGUUCACUACAUUCACUCUAUGGCUACUUUCCGCGCAGAUUCUGCCACAUCGCUCAAGCAAAUUAAUGACUAUGUUGCGAGCAAUGAGCAGCUGCAGCAGUUCCUUCGCUCUCAGGAGAACAUCAACAUGGGUCAAGACCGAGACAAGGAGUAUCGGAAGCGACGCCAGGAGAUCGCAGAUUUGGCUGUAGCACCAGAAGGUGGUGAUGGUGCUUCGCUGAACAUCAACUAUCUCAUGUCACAGGUUCGUAGCGGAUGCCCAGACGACGCCAUCUGGGCCGUUGAAGCUGUCACCCUCACCCAUUUCGUUGCCGAUCAAGUUUCAGCCACCUUGCCGAACUCUUGGAUCAACUGUGGUGGAGGCGGACUGGGCUGGUCUGGUGGUGGUGCGCUGGGAAUCAAGCUGGCGUCUGACGUGGAACAUGGCGGCAAAGGCAAGGGCAAGUUUGUCGUUCAGGUAGUUGGAGAUGGCACGUAUCUUUUCUCUGUGCCUGGAUCUGUCUACUGGAUCUCGCGCCGUUACAACAUCCCCGUUUUGACCAUUGUACUGAACAACAAGGGUUGGAAUGCCCCGCGCCGCAGCAUGUUGUUGGUCCACCCCAAUGGUGAUGGUUCCCGGGCUACCAACGAAGACUUGAACAUCUCCUUCGCUCCAACACCCGACUAUGCAGGCAUUGCUAAGGCCGCAGCAGGUGGAGAAAUCUGGGCAGGCCGCGCUUCGACCGUGGCGGAAUUGGCACAGAAACUGCCCGAAGCUAUUCAGAGUGUCCUCAAUGGAAAGGGUGCCGUGCUGGAGGCGCAACUAGAUGGUACCACGGGCAAGUACAUCGAGAGCUCGUAA
Penicillium maclennaniae is the source of this 1794-nucleotide messenger RNA. RefSeq lists its product as uncharacterized. The transcript is spliced from 3 exons. The record is from RefSeq and is a predicted model, not a curated record. Gene Ontology annotation, cellular component: acetolactate synthase complex; mitochondrion. Gene Ontology annotation, biological process: L-valine biosynthetic process. Gene Ontology annotation, molecular function: flavin adenine dinucleotide binding; acetolactate synthase activity; thiamine pyrophosphate binding. NCBI's taxonomy places the organism in Eukaryota, Fungi, Ascomycota, Eurotiomycetes, Eurotiales, Aspergillaceae. The annotation marks the transcript as partial.